Molecule: messenger RNA, 6978 nt
Organism: Linnemannia hyalina
Lineage: Eukaryota; Fungi; Mortierellomycota; Mortierellomycetes; Mortierellales; Mortierellaceae
Source: the annotation of a GenBank genome assembly
AUGAACACAACAAAGCCUUACGACCAACAACAACAAGGAGGAUACACCAGACCACGCUCAGCCUCUGUAUUGCUCGCGCGCAAAUCCAAUGGAUCGUUAGGAACGAAUGGGGCGUAUUCGUCAUCGUCCACCAACUUGAGUGCACCUGUACCUGCAGGAAAACCUCUUCCCAAGGCACCGGGGAUGGCAUCGCAACAACCCUACCAACAGCAACAACAACAGCACCAGCAACAGACAUAUUUCGAUCCAAGUAGCGACAACGGACAAGGUGGCGGAUACAAUGUUGGCAAUGGUCAACACAACAGCAGCGGUAACCUUAACAACAACAACAGCAACAACGGCAGCAACUGGAGCAACAAUAAUAAUAACGGUGCUGCUGCACUGUCGGCUCGAUCGGGCAGGGUCAAUAUCCAUGCCAGCCAACCAUCCAACACUUCGCUAGCCUCGGUCAGUGCCAACAACAUCCCCAACAACAAUAACAGCAACGUGAGCACUAUGGCUUCGCAGGGCCAUGUGUCAUGGGUACAACCAAAGGCCACCUCUUCUCCGUCGACCUCAUUCUCAAGCACGAGUACCUCCAAUAACUCACCCUCACCCCCUGGAGUUGCUUACUCAAUGCCCGGCACGCUCUUGACCAAGACAAGUCAGCAACAUUUGCACCAACAGUCAGCACAGUCGCAAGGACCAAACGUAACAGAGGAUGAGGCAUCGUCAUACUAUGCAGCCUUGACAAGACCCAUCUCCCCAACCAUGAUCAUGAACUAUGUUCCCCCACCAGUUUCCAACUCUGGUGCUACGCCAUUAACAACAGCAACGACGCAGGAUGGGAGCGGAUCGAACGGUGUGGAAUCGCCCAGUCAACCUAUCAUGUCGACACCAGCAACAUCAUCGUUACGACCGCUGAGUGCAACUGCGGCGCUUUCCUCGUCAUUCAAUACUUUUGUACCAGGGUCUCAGCCUACAGCUCGACCUGCUGUGUAUCAAGGAGCACGAAGUUCAUAUAUGGAGCCUUCAAAUCCUCCUCCCAUGUCGUCUUCCAACCAAACACCUCAACGAGGUCGUCCACUUUCGAUCGGAGGGAGCAGUAUCAUCUCUGCUAUCAGCAGCAGUAGUGCCGAGGAUCCUUCUUCCAGCUCGUCUCGGUUUGCUCGUCGGGGUCCAUUGGUGAUGAGCCAUGAGGCCGGCAGCUUUGGAGACCAUAACAACGGCUACACCCCCACUGGAACUCGAUCGCGACGGGAGAGUGGUGCGUGGAGUGAUGCCGAAAGUGGUACUCCGGCCAAGAACCUUUACCGACAAUCUUUCCACCAGCAAACACCUCAACAACACUACCAACAGCAACAACUACCUUUCAGUCCAGCGACUCCAAGGACAGACACGUCAAACAUGUCCUCUCCUGCGAAUACUACUUCAUUUGGAAUGCAGCAUCUGUUCCCGAUAAAGACGAUCGAUAUGGCAGAGUGCUACGAGGUGCAAGUGAAGGCACAGGACACAAAGGGCUCGGGCCGGUUUGAGUUCAAGCUGGUGACCCGCAAAGAAGAAACCUGGUUCGCAACGGAUACAAUGUCAGAACGCACGGGCUGGAUCGAUGGCCUCAACUCACUCAUGUCCAAGGCUGUAGGCGCGUCGCUCUUGAAACUGGAGGCCAAGCUGAACAACAUUAGGCACCGCAACAACUCUCUCGAGUACUCUAUCCACACCGACACGACUGGCGGCGGUAGCGGAGGCGACAAUAAUGCCGCUGCGACGACGGCGGCGUUGGAGGGCCACCUACAAUUGGUUCAGCAAGAUUUGGCGACGAGGGAACAGCAGCUCUCACAGAGAGAGCAGGAGCUGGAGAGAAAACGGAUCGAGUCAUUGUUGGUCCAGCUUGAGGCUUGGAGAGCAGCGGCCAAGGUGACGCUGAACCAACAUUAUGCGGUUCGGGACCAGUUGUUAGAACGUGUGAUGAAGACUGCCAGGACGGUACAGGAGCUACUGGAGCGGGCUAGAGUUCAUCUGGAGACUGGUUCGGACCAGAUCACGGAGAUUGUCAACAGUCACCUGGAAUGCAUCCGGGUCCAUGCCGGCGAGUCGUCGUUGAAUGCAGUGUCGUACAAGAUGCUCAAGUCGAUCCUCGUCGGUCUUUCAGUCAACCUGGAUACUCGGAGCUCAGAGAUGAAGAGGGUACUGUUGGUCUUGGAUCAGUUUAUUCAUGCCAGCAAGUUCUCGAAUCCGGGAUAUGCUUCGAAUUCAUCGCCUGCUUCGCCGAGGCUUGCUGGGGCGCGCGAGCGACGCAUUUCUAUAGGCGGGCCUCUUUCCCCCUCUACCGUGAAUAGCAACCCACCAUCGACUCUCGGAAUUGGUGCGUACCUAACGCAGGUUCGUAACAAGUAUACAGAGACCCUGGAGCUCCUGGAGGACCAUUCCAAGAGGCUGAAGCGGAUCCUGGAGCGGGCCGACAUCAACAACCCCGAGAGUGCUCGUCGAUUCCAAGAGGACGUGAAGGAGAUUCUGAAGAGUUUAACUCGACAUCCCACAUACACCUUUACUCCCUGUUUGCCGGAUCAGCCCCUUCCUGGCGCGGCAGAUACGUUCUAUCGAGAGGAUUUGGUGGUCAUUCAACAAAAGAACAAAGAGUUGCUGAGGAAGACUCAGGCCUCGACUUCGCCCACUCCUGCUACCAACCCAGCUAGUCCAUCGAAACGCCCACAGUUCACGAAUCACGGAGAGUCUGACGAUGAUGAUGACAAUGACGAGGGGGAUGAGCUGUCGCUGAAGAAGGCAGUGAUAGUGUCUUCGAGUCUUAAGGAACCAACGACCGGGUUGCCGGCUGAACCUCAAUCGACAGGGAAGACGGCAGAGUCGGCACCUUCUCCCAUAGUCUCAUCGACAGUCGGGUCGAACGGUAUUCCAAAGCUCAACCUAGCAUUUCCCGCCUCGCUAUCCUCAUUCCUGCUCUCGGAGGCAUUGCCAUCAUCCUCUCCUAACGCCGCUGCUACUGUGGCUGCUGCCUCAUCCGCCGUGCCCACCUUCUCAUCGACAGAGCUGACUCAAAAGCUCCGCGACACCAUCCUCCCAGAGUUCGACCACCUCACGCUCAAGCAGGAAGAAUCUCUCCAGUCUAUGACAACUCUUCUCAACCAGGUCUCGUCAACUCUGGUUAAGAAGCUGGUGGAGAUCAAGGAUGCGACUGCAGGACAGAGGCAGGAGUUUGAGGAGCUCAAGGAUGAGAUCAUUGACGUGAUGCAGCUCUCGGCGACAGACCCAAGCGCCCAUCAGAGAGAUAUCUCGACCCUUUCGGAAAUCCGGUCGAAACUAGCCGAUAUCACCUCUCAGCUUACCAAGGUCCAGACGGCACAGCAACAACAACAAAACGUUGGACAUGGAGCAGGGGGAUUGUACGGCGGCGGAGUUUCGGGAUAUCGACGUGUUGGUGGCGCCUCUCCAUCAUCGGGUGCCGGGACUAGCGCCGCCACUGCCACGGGGUUCUCGCUCCUGCAACGAUCUGCAAGCACGAUGGUCCACAACUCUGUCGCGCAUCAGUUUCAUCAUGCCACUGAUAGCGGGUCUCGUCAGCACCUCCAGCGCGCCAAUUCGACCUCUUUGCACAACCGUCUCCACAUUCCUUCUUCGACCUCGAUGAUGGCGUCUCUUGGAAGCGGCGGUGGUUUGAGCAGCCUUACAGGCAGUAACAGCAACACUGCGACCAAUGGUGGAAGCGGAUCCGGUACUCCUGGAACGAAACCUUCCAAGAUCGCAGGAAUGACGCGUCUGUUUGAAGAUAGCGACCCUUGGACUGGUCAUCAUGCAGCCGCUUCGACUGGCACCCAACUCCUUGGGGAAGGCGGCUACGUUGUCCAAGAUCUGGAUUAUGAUUUGGCCUUCAAUACCCACCAGAACCAGCAAGUCGCCGCAAAACUGGACCAACUGCUCCUUUUGCUCGAAUUUGUCAACACGGCACAGUGUCGGAUGAUGGCGUAUCAGGAUCUCGAGUACGAUCGGCAACGGAAUGGGAGUGGGGCAGGAAAUGUGGACGAUGGUCGGAUGAUGGCUGUUCAGGAGCACAUGGAACAGAUGGACCGCAAGAUGAACCUCCAGAUGCAUCUUCUUCGACGGCUCGCAUCUAUUCAGGACACGGGCGUCAUGUCUUCGGCUGGCGAUUCUACGGCCACGACGGCAUCUGCAAAGAUCAAGCAGAUUGAUGAGGACGACGGUGAUGAGGAGGCGCCGCAAGUUGGUGAGGCGAGGGAUUAUGAGGGUGCGUUGAAGAACGAAGGUGAUUUGGCGGACAGUAUCGAGUCCCUUGUCCGAGCAGCCCCACCGGAAAACGAGCUCACCCUCCUUGAAGUCCUAAGCCGAUUGGACUUACAGGUCAUCCCUUCCGUCAAGGACCAGUCGGAGCGGAUACACGAGCUUUCGGACCAGUUAUCGGAGAUGAAGCGGCAGCUGAACGAACAGCACAAGCGACAGGAGAUGCUCCUUCUCCAACAAGCUUCUAAUGCUAAUGCGACUGUUCGCUCUCGGUCUGUUGCUGGCACUUCCAACAUCGGCCGCAGUAACAGCAUGGAGAGACCGGUGACUCCAUUGCUUCAUUCGAGGUCUGCAUCCCAGACGCUUGUCCAGCAACAGCAACAACAACAACAACAACAACAACAACAACAACAACAACAACAACAACAACAACAACAACAACAACAACAACAACAACAAACAUCCACCAGCGCCUUGUCGUCACCCUUGGAAACUGAGUCGCCUGCUUCGUGGAGGGCUUCCCUUCGGCCCAGUCAGAGCAACGGCAGUAACUCGGCCUCGUUCAGAGACAGGAUCCUAUCAGCCUCCAAUGGAUCUCCACUGCUCAUUGCCUCAUCCUUGGGGCCAUUAAAUAGCAGUCAAGGCAUUCUACAGGAUACCACAACAACAACAUCAACACCAACAGGAAGUGGUGGAGGAACGCUUGUUACCAAGACUUCGGAUCGGAUCGCGGAGCUGUUAGAUAGGAUGGACAACAAGAUGGGGCAGGUGAUUGACGAACAGUUGGCGAGGUACGAGAGCGGCAACAAGGCGCUCCUGGCUAAAGUGUUUGAGUUGCUUGAAGCUGAUGAGGAAUCGUCGGAAGGUGGUUCGGAGGCGACCCCCAGGACCAUCAGGGCGGCUAACACCUCUUUCGGCAGCGGCCAUGCCACGCAAGGAGCGGAUCACGAUGAGCAACAGAUACAUAUCGAUAACAACGCGCUCUUGAAGGAUGUUAACAAGUCUUCGGAAGAGAUGAAUCAGACGCUCGACAAGAUCUUAAGAGGUCAAGAGGAACUCUUGAAGAUAAACAGCACCCGCCCAGGAUCUUCAGUCGGAGAUGGAGACAGAGAUGCCAACAACUCUAAGGACUCUAGCACGCGCACAUGGGCAGAUUCGCUGGACCGGAUUAAGACUCUUAUCCAGCAGGAGGGCGAUCGGUCCGAGGCCUCGCUGAGCGACCAGCGGGACGAGAUUCUGGACAAGAUGAACCAGGUCCUGUCGUCGAUCCAGGACUCCCAGACCCAGUUUGGAUCGAGGGAUGGUCAGGUUAGGGAGGAGUUACAAGAGCUCCGCGAUUGGAUGGUACGACAUUCUAGUCAGCAGACCGAGAAUCUUCGAGAGCUCUUCCUUUUUGCCAGUACCGCAACGACUACUAUUCAGGAGAGUGGUGGCGCCAUCGCUGUAGGAUUAUCAAGGACCGGCGCUGACGAUGACGAUGAUGGAGACUUUGUAGAGAGAGGGUCGGACAGCAACUUGAAGGUUCGAGUCGGUGACGGUGACGAGGAAGAGUAUACCGAAGUUGACAUCCUUGAGGAUCUGGAUAAGCACCAUCAUCACCAGCCCAACGCUGGAGAUGUAACUCAUCCUGGUGCCGCCGCCUUUGCAUCCGCACUUCCUCCCAUUAUCAUGGCAACCACUUCGACAGAGAUCCAAGAACUCAAGGACCAGUUGGAGAUGUUUACAAAGGUCCAGAUGGCGACGUUUUCUGAGCUGGCCGACAAUGUGUCUGGAGUGGAGAAGAUGAUGCGAGACAUGUCCAAGAUGAUGGGAGUCCGCCGUGGAGGCACGAUUCUUAGACGCAAGGAGGCCGACGAAGGUCGGGCUAUGCUGGCGAUGGAGGUCAAGGAGACGAUCCAGGAGGUGAUUGGCCGCAUGUCGUCAACGGGAGGUCCUAUGAGCCCCACGAUUGCUGAAGGUUCUGGUUCGCGACGAUCAUCGGUGGAUGGCGGUGUUCUUGCUGCCUUGGAGAACCGAAGACCUACUUCGAUCACGACGGCAACGACGACAACGACGACAACGACGCCCCCAGUGUCGGCCAGUGCUGUUGGCGCGCCUAGUCGUGGCGAGAGUGGGUUGUUCAAGUACCUCUACCAGGCAAGGCGGUCGACUUCUUCAACAUCCACCGAGAGCGGAACCCCGCCUACGCCAGCCCCUUUACCAACAGCCCCAGCAGUGGUAGCAGCCUCGCCCAGGGUGGACGUGACCGCAACCUCUCGAAAGUCUUUCUCAUCUGCGCCUUCAAGCCCCGUUGUGAGAACACCUACGAUGACGGUCGGCGAUCUCCACAACAACAGCAACAACUGCUUCUACCAUGACCAUGAUAACGGAGGCAGUAUGAUGACAUCCUUGCAGAUGCAGAUGCAACUCGAGUUGCACCAGAACCAGAUCGAGCAGCUCUACAAACGCAAGGCACGUGCCGAGAUCGAGGUCGAGGAUUUGCAGUCCGAGAAGGCGCGACUGAUUGACGAGAAGGUGGCUCUGAGGGAGGAAGUUGAACAGUUGAGAAGGGAGCGACAGGAGCUGUUACUGUUGAAUAGUGGUUGUGACGAUGCGCAUGUGGAUGGAGAUGGCAAGGAGGUAUCGCCUUUGCUGUCGUCGGCAUCGUUGUUGGAGAAGAUAUUGCAGGAUCGGGUCAGUCUGUUGCUGCAGGAGACCGCACGUUUGGAGAAGCAUAAGCAGCAACUUGAGAGGGAGACGAGAUGA